GUAAUAUUGUACGUAUAUGCAAUGUACUUCCCGUUAGAGGUGUGCUAGGCGUACCUUAGUACAUAAUGUAGCGAAGCAGUGAGGCAGUGCAGAGCCUAAUACCUUACGAUCUAAGCGGCUGUUGCCUAGACCGUGCUGUAAAGGAUGCAAAAGUACCUGCACUACUUAGCGAUAGGCACGUAAGCAGCCCACUGUGCUGCCGGCGUUCCGAAGGUAACAGUUGUUACAAGCACUUAGGUAAUUAAACUAUGGGCACAUUUUUAGCACAAUGCUCCUAGCACCCUGAGUCUCCAGGUAACAAACACUAACCCGGAGCCCAUCAUUUCUAACUGUGCGAAUAAUUAUAUAUACUGUCGCCGCCGAAUCCCGCCUUGAGAUGCUCUCCUAGGACUUACAUCUCUUACUCAACUCGUCAGGGAGCUUUCAGCCCUUUAUUCUUUGUUUCAUACACUUCCCCCUCUUCGUAUACAACUUUCUACAAUAGUUAUUCUCGCUCCUUUCUUUGAACCAUCUUCUAUUUUAUCAAAUUUAUAGUUUUUAUCUUUUCUCUGGUCUCUGUUUUAUCUUGUCUGCUCCAAGUACGAAGUACAGACAAUCCAAAAUGUAUCGCGACAUUGCGCACGCGGUUUACAAGCGGGGUGAAUCCUCGAUGGGAGGCUACGAGAUGCCCGGUUGGGGUUGGGGUCUCAUACUGCUCGAUAUCAUAGUGUUCUUGCCUUUGUUUAUGACGGUAUGCCAUAGCCUCCAGCAUGUAUUCCCUACACUCGCCAUCGUUGAGGAUCCGUCCCCUCCGGCUUACGAGCCCGUCUCGCUAAACGAUGACGCCCAAUCCCUCGCCGAAGAGAAUGCCCCCGUUGCCGAUGAAGCUGCUCGUGGUGGUUCCCAGGCUCGCCUCAUCACCUCGUCCGUCCGUUCAACCUACCGCACUCUAACUGCGAUCAGCGGUUUCCGCUCUCUAUUCCGCGGUCUUGCCUGCUACUUUGCCUUGACUUUGGCAGGCGGCGUCGUCUUCGGCAUCCUAUCUAGCACAUUUGUGCCUUCUCUUAUUGCCGCUCCGAUUUCUGCCGUGGCUCUCGUACAGGUCUACACAGCAUGGACACAUAUCGUCAUCUCCGCGCCAAGCUCCAAGACUUUCUGGCAGCGCCUGCCUCCCUUCAAGAAGGCCUUCCAGGCUACUGCGCUCCCAGUCGUCAUGUUCUACUUUGCCAAGGAGCUCUCUACAUUUGUCCCGAAGAUGCUUGCGUACGGCAUGUCCAUGAACUUGCCCGACCCCAAGCAACCCGGUGUUAUUCCCGAAGGCGACAAGAACGACAUCUGGAAGGCGGUCCUAGUUCUUCUCCUAGCCCUUGUCAUGAACAUCUUCCUCGUCAUCCCUACCCAAGUCAUCCUUACCCGUGUCCAGGCUUCCCUUCUUCCCGAUGAGGACGACACCAUCGUCCCUUUCGACCGUUCGUUCCAGGGCAAGGUGGAGCCUGCUAUCGUUGGCGGCAAGGGUUUCGUCACGAUUAAGGAUGCGUGGCAGUCGUUCCCUCGCGCCUCGUGGGUCCGACUUGUCAAGCUAUACGUCAAGAUCUUCGCAGCUGGCCUGGUGCUUGGUCUCCUUUGGAUGGCUGUUGUCGUUCCUGAGAUGAUGCUUAUCAUGAGCCGCAGCAAGAAGAUCGAGUAAGUCGAUUCAAUUAGCUAAAUGGCUAUAUAUACCACUACUUCGCGACUCGCUUUGGUGUUGAUCUAGCCGGUCCUUCUGGCAGGUUUUUGUCUGCCAAUUGUUAAUGGCUUAGGAAAAUGGUCGGUAGUUGAAGGGCUCAGGUCCGUGUUUCCGGGUAAAAUGGGCAAUGUAUUGUAUUAUAUACUAUCCGCCAAACUUGGGUAGUGAACUAUGAGAUAACGAAAAGAGUUGGUCAUAUCUCGGGUUCAGUCGAACCGUCCAUACACUAGAACAGUCUUUUCAAUUAUAUUUUCUCAGUGAAGUCUAGUUACUUUUACGAGGCUCGGGUCAGAGCAGAUAAGAUAUUCUUUACUGGUCUACAUAGUAGUAUUCAUGGCAAUGAGUGAUACUUCAAUUGGGACACCGUGAUCUUCCGAUCAGCUAAUAUUUUCAUAUGGGCAAUUAUGUAUUGAAUACCAAGUAGUAAGGCUACCUUACCUGAUAACAGUCGAGAUGAUUAGGUAGUUUUUAGAUGGUCAUAGAAAAAUCAUUGGAAAUUAAAGAGGCCGGAUUUAUUCAAGCUUGAGAAUUGAAGCCAAGUGUCUUUUGACAGAUACUUGGUACCUUUUGCCAAGCAAUUUCCAAGUUGCCUUCUAUGCAUGUGUUGAAGAGCCG
Messenger RNA from Daldinia decipiens, 2320 nucleotides. RefSeq lists its product as uncharacterized. The coding region runs from base 602 to 1666 and encodes 354 amino acids. The record is from RefSeq and is a predicted model, not a curated record. The transcript is spliced from 3 exons. Lineage: Eukaryota; Fungi; Ascomycota; Sordariomycetes; Xylariales; Hypoxylaceae.